Aspergillus vadensis CBS 113365 is the source of this 631-nucleotide messenger RNA. Its product is annotated as ankyrin repeat-containing protein. The transcript has a single exon. Lineage: Eukaryota; Fungi; Ascomycota; Eurotiomycetes; Eurotiales; Aspergillaceae. The coding region runs from base 26 to 496 and encodes 156 amino acids. The record is from RefSeq and is a predicted model, not a curated record.
GCUCCUCCCUCUCCUCCUAGCCACCAUGCUCCUUAACCCCUUCCGCCCAGCUGCGGGCAUUCCCACCUUCCAAGAAGAAUACCGAAACAGCAGCUAUAUUCCAGAAGUGAUCGAAACUACACUAGGCCGCCAAAUUGUGGCGCCAGAUACUCCCUACGUGGCAGUAGCCGGCCGCAAUCAGCUCUACUUCCUCGACACGCGGCUCGACCCCGAGACGGCCCAACACAUCAAACAACAAAUUGAGAAGGCCAGCGUGUCGCAGCCUGAUGAAUAUAUCUUCAUUGAUGAGAUUGAGGCCACGGCAGAAGUGAAGAACAGGGCGACUGGCGAAACGACUUUCGUGUUUGAUCCCGCCUACGCCCGCAUACUGUUCGCUAGGGGCAUGGAUAGGCAUAAUCCGGACCUUAAGUUGCCGGAGUACGAGGACCCUGGGGAUUGGUUGGUGACUUAUGAUUUGGAUGAUAUUAUGGCGAGGAGGGGUGUGGGUAAGGGGUGAUUGAUGAUAGUAUUGGUGUAUUUCUCGCGAGGGUCGGCUGUGAGGCUGCUGAGAGUGCAAUGGAAGAUGGAAUGAUGGAGACUAAUUGUUGUCGGCUCAUGGUAGGUUAUUCUGGGGGUGUAUAAGAAGGCCUGG